Molecule: messenger RNA, 2851 nt
Organism: Callorhinus ursinus (northern fur seal)
Lineage: Eukaryota; Metazoa; Chordata; Mammalia; Carnivora; Otariidae
Gene: NPL
Product: N-acetylneuraminate pyruvate lyase
Biological process (GO): carbohydrate metabolic process
Molecular function (GO): N-acetylneuraminate lyase activity
Source: RefSeq, a predicted model, not a curated record
AGAGGAAGAGAUGAGGCUUGCCCGGAGGAAUCCAGGCGCACCGCCGCACGCGCGACGGGGUCCCGAGGCGCAAGCUCAGGUGCUCGCAGUCCCGGCGCCUCACCCACACCGCCCAGCAGCUCAAUGGGCUCCCCGAAGAAGAAGCUUCAAGGUCUCGUGGCUGCAACCAUCACGCCAAUGACUGAGCAUGGAGAAAUCAACUUUUCAGUCAUUGGUCAGUAUGUGGAUUAUCUUGUGGAAGAACAGGGAGUGAAGAAUAUUUUUGUGAAUGGCACGACGGGAGAAGGCCUGUCCCUGAGCGUCUCAGAGCGUCGCCAGGUCGCAGAGGCAUGGGUGGCCAAAGGGCGGAACAAGUUGGAUCAGGUGGUAAUUCAUGUAGGAGCCCUGAGCUUGAAAGAUUCACAAGAACUGGCCCAACAUGCAGCAGAAAUAGGAGCUGAUGGCAUCGCUGUCAUUGCACCUUUCUUUCUCAAGCCAUGGAACAAAGAUGCCUUGAUUAAUUUCCUAAAGGAGGUAGCUGCUGCCGCCCCAACAUUGCCAUUUUAUUAUUAUCACAUUCCGGCCUUGACAGGGGUAAAGAUUCGUGCUGAGGAGUUGUUGGAUGGGAUUCAGGAUAAGAUCCCCACCUUCCAAGGGCUGAAGUUCAGUGACACCGAUCUCUUAGACUUCGGGCAAUGUGUUGAUCAGAAUCGCCAGCAACAGUUUGCUUUCCUUUUUGGGGUGGAUGAGCAGCUAUUGAGUGCCCUGGUGAUGGGAGCGACUGGAGCAGUGGGUAGUACCUAUAACUACAUGGGAAAAAAGACAAACCAGAUGUUGGAGGCUUUCGAACGAAAGGACUUCUCUUCAGCCCUGAACCAUCAGUUUUGUAUUCAGAGAUUUAUCAACUUUGUGCUCAAACUUGGUUUUGGAGUGUCGCAGACCAAAGCCAUCAUGACUCUGGUCUCUGGGAUUCCAGUGGGCCCACCCCGGCCUCCACUGCAGAAAGCCUCCAGGGAGUUUAUUGAUGAUGCAAAAGCUAAGCUGAAGAGCCUGGAUUUCCUUUCUUCCACUGAUUUAAAGGAUGGAAACUUGGAACCCUGUAGCUAGUGCCUCUCUAUCAAAUCAGAGUGUGUACCUUGAAUGGUGCCUUCAUUUCUCAAGGACUUUUUAGAUGAACUUGAACUAAACUCUUUUCUAGCAAAUGAAAUCUCACCCAAUCAACGAGUAUUUAAGUACCCUCUAAGAUCCUAAAAAUCUCUUAUUUUGUGAAGGGGCAAAAACUCUAAAAGGAAUCAUGAGCCCUGAGUUAUUCAAUAUUUCACAAAAUUUUUGUGGAGAAAUUUCUGCUUAUAUGGAUGAAAUGGAAUCAAGAAGAAAAUUAUAAUGAUUCAUUCCAUCUGCCUUUAGGAGCUCCCAUUAUCUUUAUUUCUGAUUCUUAGUCCUAUUUUAAUUUUUUUUUAAUUUUAAACCACUAUAAUAUACUUUCAUUUUAAUAAAUAUUCAUUUGGAAUCUAGGACAACUCUGAGCUACUUCGUUUAGGCAGAUACACUUACUUCAAUGCCAAAAUACAACAUAACUCAACUGUUGUAGUUGUGUAUAUUAUUAACACACCCCCUCACUUGGCUGCUCAGUUUAAUUCUAGAAUAUCUGCUUUCGGAUUAACUGUGAUGUCAGUUUUCCCCCAAAACACUGCAUUAGGUGAAGACUUGCUUCAGUUCUUAUCACUCAAGGGCCCAUUAGAGUAGCUUUUCACAAAACAAAGGCCCUCCCCAAAGAUGAACUCAAGUCUCCACUUCUUGAUAUAUAGAGAACUUCUCAAAGCUUCAAGUCUCAACCAAAGAGCUCUCCUCUGGGCACCACACACUUCCCCUUUCCCCACAGAAAGUGAAUGGCUCCCCCACAGUGCCCUGAAUGACUGUACAUGAAGGCCAAUGUCCCCUCUAUUGUGAGCCUAGGGGCUAACUGUUAUUUCCUGGUCACACUUCAGCACAUUUUGAAGAUUUGGGGAGGACCAAAAGAUUUCACUCUUGCUAUCCCUACAUACCUUCUUUAUUCUUUUCUUUCUCAGUAGUAUGGCUGUUUAGUCUCCCUUCCAACAAACCCUGGUUAGUGCUUCCUAGUAACAAAGUGUAUUGCCAGUCAACCCUUGGUGAUUGUAAACCUGACUAUCCAGUUUAUCAGUUACCAAGGAUUUUUACUCUCUUUUUUUACUCUUUAUAUUUUACUUUUUAUAUUUUAUCUCUGAAAAGGAGAACUUUUUUCAAAAUGAGAAUUUGAAAUUAUCUGUGGAUUCAGUUACCAUUGUCAAUUGAUCAGUUAAGAGUUGUUAUAUUUAUGGCUCCUCACUCCUCUUUUUGCUCAGGAAUGACAUGUGCUGUUUUCUCAUAUUUCUACCUCCUUCAGGAGUAAGGCGUUGGAAUAAGAAAUUGAACUGUAGUGGUUUAUGUGAGCUUAUAUUCUCUCACUGAAACAUUUCUUUAGAGCCAUUAAUUUCCUAAAGGAAGAAAAGGGAGGUUUUUGGUUUGAAGAGGUCGUAUCCCUACUUAAGUAUACUAAAGUCAAAUUAAUUUUUUCUAUGAAGGUACAUCUUGGCUAUCCACUAGCCAAGAUUUUUUUUUUUUUCUGAAGUGAGUGCUUGGAGAACUUUGAAGAUAGUUAAUAAGAGCUUGUAAACACAAAGAGAAAUAAGAUGAUUUUUCUUCAGUGACCAGGGUUGAAUUUAACUCUGUGUGUUCUAACAUCCAACUCCUUGGAAAUGAAUGUUACGUAGUAAUAGUUACUAAUAAUACCUUUUAUCAAAAGUAAAUUUUUGGAGUAUUAUGAAUUUACUAUUACCUUUGAAUUUAAUCUUUAAUACUAAAACUAAAAUAA